UAUAAAAAUUACCGACAACCGAUUGCACAGCCCAUUUCCCAGCCGAAAAGAUACACACAGAGUGGUGCAAUGUUGUAAUGUAGCCUAUAUCGUUCUGUCAAAUUAACAAUUAUGUUACAAUGUAACGAAAAAUGCGAGAUUUUACCUGAAAGGAGUUUACAACUUCAGUUACACGCUCUUAGCAAAUCUAUGUCAUGCUGUGCAGUGGAAAGGCUGUGCGUGUACUUGUUGAGCUCCAGGACCAUCACAGAGUAUGAGAGCCAGGUGAUCUGGUCCCAGAGAACAGACAUGGAGAAGGCUGCCAAACUGCUCCAGGUGGUGCUGAAGAAAGGUCGCAACGCCUGUCUGCUCUUUUUCGACUCACUAGAAAAGUGUUGCCAGUGCCCACCACAGUUCGAAAGAGUUACCGGCCUCCCAGAGAGGAGGAGGGCCAACACUGCCCCAACUUACGUCAUCAACAUCAGCCAUUCCAAUUUGAGUAACUGCAUCAUUGGAGAUGGCAACUUUCAAGGAGUGACAACGUGUAUACAACAACCUCAGAGCGUGGGUUCAGAGGAUGCUAGGCAUGAGACAAUGGGAGGCAACAUCACCAGUGAUCACCAGAGAGCAGUACAGGCCUGUCUAGAUCCAGAGCUCCAGAGGAGUGUCCAGGUCUACGGGUCCCAACUGCAGUAUGUCAUCAUCGGGGACAACAACAACCUGCAGGCUGAAGACACACCGGAAGAGGAAGAAGGGGAAGAAGAAAAACUCAUUAAUGAAAAUGCCAUCUCCUGCUGUUGUGCGCUUGAGCAAGUUACUGCACCACAGGCGACCGUGGCUCUCAAUCUCCAUGAGUGAUAUGGGGACAAAAUGUAUGGCCAUUGGCUACAUUGUAAUGUUCCUUGCUGUGUCGAUGAACUUGAUUUCUGGGGAAUGUAUAUGUAUUGUAAAUUGUAGUGUAUUGUUUGGAUAGUAUAACUUAACCCUACAUAAUCAAAGAAUGAACCAUAUUUUUGGUCCGUAGACUUAUGGAAUAAGUAUUGAAUCAUACAGUACCUAGAUUAUGUUCUGUGAACCCAAUUUAUAAUGACCGCACUGACCACUGCUGCUGAUAAAGUGCAUUUAAUUUAUUUGAAGUAUUUACUUGCUGCAAAAAAAGAAAAGGUGCUGUUUUACUUUGAAUGUAUUCUUAAUGAUUUCAUUGGAAAUAACUGUUAGGACAUACUGAUUUAUCUUUACUGAAAAUUAUACUGUACAUAUUCACUGUUCUACUAAGUUAUCAACAU
Oncorhynchus nerka (sockeye salmon) is the source of this 1265-nucleotide messenger RNA. RefSeq lists its product as uncharacterized. Bases 112 to 837 code for a protein of 241 amino acids. Gene Ontology annotation, biological process: regulation of apoptotic process. Lineage: Eukaryota; Metazoa; Chordata; Actinopteri; Salmoniformes; Salmonidae. The transcript has 5 exons. The record is from RefSeq and is a predicted model, not a curated record.